Coniosporium apollinis CBS 100218 is the source of this 1866-nucleotide messenger RNA. RefSeq lists its product as uncharacterized. The record is from RefSeq and is a predicted model, not a curated record. The transcript has 3 exons. Bases 1 to 1866 code for a protein of 621 amino acids. NCBI's taxonomy places the organism in Eukaryota, Fungi, Ascomycota, Dothideomycetes.
AUGUACAAUGCGACCAAGUCGUUUGACGACCAACCCGUGGUUGACCUACGCGACAUCCACUGCUAUACUGGGUGGGAGGACACUUUACUUUCGAGAUCUGGCAAGCGGCUGGACUGGAACCUCUCCCUCACAUUCGCUACACUGGACGCCGGAUCAAGACCCGGUCGGAUACAGAAACGCAUGUACCCGGCUGCUUUCAGGCUGCACAGUCAGGAUGCCCAUCUGCUAGGUCUGGAUGAGAGCGUAUACAACCUCGGAUGGGACGUGAAUCCCGAGAAGUGCGACGUCAAUUUCAUGAGGCUGAGCUACCAGAACUGUCGGCGAAUCCACGGAGCGAAAUGCGAGCACCCAUCCAGAACCUCCUGCGGAAAAGAGGUGAAGCUGUGGACGAGAGCCUCGCUGCCGACCUCCAUGCGCUUCGUUGAUGUCGAAGAUAACUGCAUCAGAGUAGUGACGCCGCAGCCCGACUACGUGGCUUUGUCGUACAUGUGGGGCGGGGUGCCUAUGUUCAAGCUGACAAAAGCCAACCUACAUAGGAUGGAAACAGCCGGCAGUCUGCUAAGCGUCACUCUUCCCAGAACAAUCCAGGACGCCAUGGGCGUGACACGUGCCCUGGGGGAGCGCUACACUUGGAUCGAUGCGAUCUGCAUUUGUCAGGACGAUGAAGAUAGCUACCUAGAUCAAAUCCGACACAUGGACAGGAUCUACUGUAACGCCGUGCUCACCAUCGUCGCGGCUGGCGCCGAUCAUGCAGACGCAGGGUUGCCAUGUUUUCGGCCUGGUAGCAGACGCCAUAUGCAGGUAGUCGAGGAGAUCCAAGGCAUGCGGCUCGUGAGCGCCGCCCCGGAGCUUGUGAAGGUCAUGGAUAGAUUCUCCUAUUCAAGUAGAGGCUGGACUUUCCAGGAAUAUGUCUUCUCAAAGCGUCUUCUAGUCUUCACGCCUUUCCAGGUGUAUUAUUCUUGCAAAACCGAAUGUGUCUCGGAGGACUUCCGGGGUCCCCGAGCUCCAAGGGAAUACAUUGAGGGAUUCGAGCUCCCGGAAGGCUCUGCACAGGGUGCUGGGAGGGACUUUCCGACGCAUUACGAGACAGUCGUUGCGGCUUACACCCGUCGUGAGCUGACGUUCCAGGCCGAUGUGAUAUCCGCUGUUUUUGGGAUCCUAAAUCUGAUGAGUACGACUCUCAACGAAAGAUUCAUAUGCGGUGUUCCAGGAUCAUGUGUCUUCGAACACGGCCUUCUGUGGCGAUCGAGAGGCCGAUUGAGCCGUCGUGAAAGUUCGUCUAGCCGCAGGUCAAGCAACUUCCCAAGUUGGUCCUGGAUUGGGUGGGUCGGUCCGGUGAAGUUUAACCUAGGUACAAUGCUUGCGAACGAUCCACGAUUCGCAGAGGAUGUCAGGAUAAUCACGCGUUGGUCGAUUAGGCUUCCUCAGAGCAAGCAACGGGCCUCCGUGUUUGAGCGCUUCAGGGAAGAUCGAGGCCAAGCUGCGGAGGUUCAGUGUUCGGAGGAUGCCCAUCUCGCCUUUACAGAAGAGGGUAUCCUCUGCUUCGCCACCGACUCUGCAGUCCUGCUUGUCGAAAAUCGAGCCGUGAACCUAAGCGACUAUUCAGCAGUCUUCAGGAUCUGCCACAGAGGCGAAUGCAUCGGAUGCGUGCUUCUCGACCGGGAGGUAGCGGAGAGCCUACUUGGAGCAAGGUGGAGGCGAAAAGUUCAGGAUGGCGGAGUGGAUGACGGGGUCCACGAACCUGCGUAUAAUGUUAUGCUGAUAGAACGAAAGGGUGGCAUAGCCUAUAGGGUCGGGUUGGGUCAAGUUCACAAGGCGGGUUGGGGCCUGGCGGGGCCUGUGAGGAAAGAGAUUGAGUUGGGAUAG